Molecule: messenger RNA, 195 nt
Organism: Prunus armeniaca (apricot)
Lineage: Eukaryota; Viridiplantae; Streptophyta; Magnoliopsida; Rosales; Rosaceae
Source: the annotation of a GenBank genome assembly
AUGUGGGACUCUGGGCGUCAGUUGUGGGGCUACCACGUGUCAGAGAGGCGAGAUUGCCCUAAUGUUGCCAUCGGUAGGUCUGGUACCGAAGACGAGUGCCGAACGCAAACGAGUCCCCCAAGUCCCCUUGCGAGAGUCUUCGGAAGGGGAUUUGAAGUUAUCUUCGGGAGGAAACACGGUCUUGCCGUUCGGUAA